UCACUCAUAUUUCUCUCCUCCUUUCCUCUCAGGAAGUGUUCGAUUCUUAUUAUCGUUCACUCCCUGAGUCUCUCUCUCUCUCUCUCUCGCGCGCGCGCGUUUAAAAUCUCUGUGAAUAUUUUCUCUGCCAUGGCGUCCGAUCCUUUCUCAGACAAGAAUGCUGUUUUCAGAAAACUGAAGGCCAAGUCAGAAAACAAGAUGUGCUUCGAUUGUAAUGCCAAGAACCCAACUUGGGCUUCUGUGACUUACGGGAUCUUCCUCUGUAUCGAUUGCUCGGCCGUGCAUCGUAGCCUUGGCGUUCACAUCAGCUUUGUCAGGUCGACGAAUUUAGACUCAUGGACUCCUGAGCAGCUGAAAAUGAUGAGCUUUGGGGGAAACAAUCGUGCACAGGUCUUCUUUAAGCAGCAUGGAUGGACUGAUGGGGGCAAAAUUGAGGCAAAGUAUACAUCAAGGGCUGCUGAUUUAUAUCGGCAAAUACUUUCAAAAGAAGUUGCUAAAAGUAUGGCAGAAGAGGUGGGUUUGCCAUCAUCACCUGUUUCUUCUCAGUCAGCACAAGCAGCUAAUGGACUCCCUGAUGUCAAGACAAGUGAACCUCCAAAAGAAAACUCCUUAGGAAGGCAAGAAACGCAUGAUACCACUGCUUCACCUAAAGCAACUCAUACAGUUCUUACCGGUACUGUCAAGAAGCCUCUUGGUGCCAAGAAAACUGGGAAGACUGGGCUUGGUGCUAGAAAGCUUACUACCAAGCCAAGUGAAAAUCUCUAUGAACAGAAGCCUGAGGAACCAACUAUUCCAGUUCCUGCCACAAAUAGCACUCCAACAGCAGGCCCAUCUCUUGCAUCUCGCUUUGAAUAUGUAGAAAAUGUCCAAUCUUCUGAGAAUAGCUCUAGUGGCCCACAUGUGAUAAGCCAUGUAUCUGUGCCAAAAUCAUCAAGCUUCUUUGCAGAAUUUGGAAUGGAUAGUGGUUUUCCAAAAAGGGCUGGCUCAAACUCCUCAAGAGUUCAAAUUCAGGAAACCGAUGAAGCAAGGAAGAAGUUCUCAAAUGCAAAAUCUAUUUCAUCAGCCCAAUUCUUUGGGGAUCAUAACAAAGCUACUGAUGAUGCUCAUGUUUCUUUGCAGAAGUUUUCAGGUUCAAAUUCCAUCUCCAGUGCGGAUCUUUUUGGUCACGACAUGGAUAAUUCCUCUGUUGAUCUUACAGCUGACAUCAUAAACCGGCUUUCUUUCCAGGCACAACAUGAUAUUUCCAACCUAAAAAACAUUGCAGGCGAGACCGGAAAGAAGCUCUCUUCGUUGGCAUCCACUUUAAUAACAGAUCUUCAGGACAGAAUCCUGUGAUAUUAUUAUGUUGUGUUGGAAUACAAAAAGAAUGAGGAGUUUGUUACAGUACCAGCCAAAUAUGUAGUGAAUGUAAAAUGAGUUCAUUAUAAAAAUUCUUUUAAAAGACUGAAAUAAGAUUUUAAACUCUCUCUAGGGCUUGUCGUGACAGGGUGACAGGCUGGUUAUCUUAUUUUGUUAGCACAGGUAUUUCAAUAUUACUUUGUGUUUUAGUUGUUUUUAUUUUGAGAUCUUAUGCGUGUGUGAACCUCAGUGAACUCUCCUAAUCUGUAUCAGGAAAAUUCAGAAAGCUACCUGUCAGUUAAAAAAUUGCCUUUUUUUA
This is a messenger RNA of Quercus robur (English oak), 1657 nucleotides long. Its product is annotated as probable ADP-ribosylation factor GTPase-activating protein AGD8. Gene Ontology annotation, molecular function: GTPase activator activity. Gene Ontology annotation, biological process: COPI coating of Golgi vesicle. Bases 130 to 1335 code for a protein of 401 amino acids. NCBI's taxonomy places the organism in Eukaryota, Viridiplantae, Streptophyta, Magnoliopsida, Fagales, Fagaceae. The record is from RefSeq and is a predicted model, not a curated record. The transcript has 7 exons.